Molecule: messenger RNA, 970 nt
Organism: Musa acuminata AAA Group (dessert banana)
Lineage: Eukaryota; Viridiplantae; Streptophyta; Magnoliopsida; Zingiberales; Musaceae
Exons: 4
Coding region: 31-702 (223 amino acids)
Molecular function (GO): ureidoglycolate hydrolase activity
Source: RefSeq, a predicted model, not a curated record
GGUUCGGCUCCCCUCCACACGGAAGGUUGGAUGCUCGCCUUGAGCCGCUCGGCCCUCUUCUUCUGCCGCGUCUCCUCGCACUCCUCCUCGUCGCCUUCCCAAAGGCUGAAGAUGGGUUCUUCUUACCCCGCCAGCGCAUUGAAGCCUUCCUCGCCUAAGAUCGUCAAGCUUAAGCCCAUCGAAGUGACUCCGGCGAGGUUCGCGGACUUCGGGCAGGUGAUCUCUGCGUCCUCCGACGGCGAAGAGUACGGUCCCCACGACGCGCAGUUGGAGCUCCACCGCGGUGUCCCAAGGUUUUAUAUCAUGCAUCUAGAAGACAGAGACCUUAAAUUUUCUAAGAUCACUCAUCAUGCAAGUGUUACCCAGUGUCUUGGAUCAGUUGGUGGCGAAGACUGGUAUCUAGGUGUUGCCAAGGCAUCUAUACUGAAUGAAAGUGAAAUUAUCAAUGAGGAUGGACAGAAACCCAUUCAAUCUUGCUGUGGCCACUAUUACACGCCCCCUCAUCCUGAUGAUGUUUGUGUUUUCCGAAUUUCUGGUCCUAAAUUUCUAAAGCUUAAUGUUGGCACAUGGCACGCAGGCCCUUUGUUCAAGAAAAAAACAAUGGACUUCUACAAUCUAGAGCUAAGCAACACAAAUGUGGUGGAUCACACAACACAUGAUUUUCUGAAGCACGAUAAAGUGGCAUUCAUGAUUGAAGAGUAAAAGUUUCAUUCCGUGGGCUACUCCUUUCAAGGUUGAUGAAUUUGUUUAUGGGAUUCUUAUGCUUGCGUUAAUAUGGAAAGUAAACAUCGGUCAAUAUACUGGACAAGCUUGGCCCACAAGCUGUUAAACAUGUCUUUGUUCAAAUGGAAUUGACUCACAGGAGCCUCCGAUGUUUGCACUCGAUGCCGACGACUACAUUUUUCUGUUUGAUACCUCUUUUCUAUGCAAGCUGAACUAUGAUUUCUAAUAAGUGCUCCAUAUUUGCUCA